Coffea eugenioides is the source of this 1679-nucleotide messenger RNA. RefSeq names its product aspartate aminotransferase, cytoplasmic. Gene Ontology annotation, biological process: biosynthetic process; amino acid metabolic process. Gene Ontology annotation, cellular component: mitochondrion. NCBI's taxonomy places the organism in Eukaryota, Viridiplantae, Streptophyta, Magnoliopsida, Gentianales, Rubiaceae. The transcript is spliced from 12 exons. Gene Ontology annotation, molecular function: pyridoxal phosphate binding; L-aspartate:2-oxoglutarate transaminase activity. The record is from RefSeq and is a predicted model, not a curated record. Bases 90 to 1454 code for a protein of 454 amino acids.
UAUACCCAAAAAAGGCAAAAGAAAGAAAAAAAGGAAAAAAAAAAAACAAAACAAAAAGGCAUUCCCAGCAAAAGUUUUCGUUCACUGAUAUGAAUGCUGAUCAGUUAUUGAACAACUCUUCUUCUUCUUCUUCUACCGAUCGGAGGCUGAGGAUUCUUGCCAAGCACCUCCAAUCAACUUCAUCAUCAGCCAUGGAGAGCAAUACUGUUGUCUCUGCUUCACCAACUUCUGCUGCUGGUGGCUCUGUUUUUGCCCAUAUUGUUCAGGCCCCUGAAGAUCCCAUUCUUGGGGUAACUGUUGCUUACAACAAAGAUCCAAGCCCUGUGAAGUUGAACUUGGGUGUAGGCGCUUACCGAACUGAGGAAGGGAAACCUCUCGUUCUGAAUGUUGUUAGACAGGCAGAACAGCUACUAGUUAAUGACAGCUCUCGUGUUAAGGAAUAUCUGCCAAUUGUGGGGCUGGCAGACUUCAAUAAAUUGAGUGCCAAGCUCAUUCUCGGUCCUGACAGCCCUGCUGUUCAAGAUAACAGGGUUACUACUGUCCAGUGCUUGUCUGGAACAGGAUCACUGAGGGUUGGAGCUGAGUUUUUGGCACGACAUUAUCAUGAACGGACCAUAUACAUUCCUGUUCCAACAUGGGGAAACCACCCAAAAGUUUUCACUCUGGCAGGUUUAUCUGUGAAAAGUUACCGGUAUUAUGAUCCAACUACCCGUGGACUCAACUUUCAAGGGUUGUUGGAAGACCUUCAAUCUGCUCCAUCAGGGGCUAUUGUACUUCUGCAUGCAUGUGCUCAUAAUCCAACUGGUGUGGAUCCUACUCCUCAGCAAUGGGAACAAAUCAGACAAUUGAUGAGAUCUAAAGCACUCUUACCUUUCUUUGAUAGUGCUUAUCAGGGUUUCGCAAGUGGAAGCCUGGAUGCAGAUGCACAAUCUGUUCGUAUGUUUGUUGCUGAUGGCGGUGAAUGCCUGGUAGCUCAAAGUUAUGCAAAGAACAUGGGCCUUUAUGGUGAACGUGUUGGUGCACUGAGCAUUGUGUGCCGGGCAGCCGAUGUGGCAGGCAGAGUUGAGAGCCAGUUAAAAUUGGUGAUUAGGCCAAUGUAUUCAAACCCCCCAAUACAUGGUGCAUCUAUUGUGGCAACAAUACUCAAGGACAGAAACAUGUUCCAUGAGUGGACACUAGAGCUGAAAGCAAUGGCAGACCGCAUUAUCAGCAUGCGCCAGCAAUUAUUUGAUGCUUUACGUGCUAGAGGAACCCCUGGUGACUGGAGUCACAUUAUCAAGCAAAUUGGAAUGUUCACCUUCACUGGACUUAACUCCGAGCAGGUCGCCUUCAUGAGGAAAGAAUACCACAUUUACAUGACAUCUGACGGGCGAAUUAGCAUGGCUGGUCUGAGCUCAAGAACAGUUCCACAUCUUACAGAUGCAAUACAUGCUGCAGUUACAAAAGUUGCCUGAAAGAGUGGUUACCAUCCGUCUAUAUUGAGCAUCCUUCCCCUUAAGUUACUAUGUAAACCCCAUUUUGUUGUAAUAAUAAUAACCCCAAGAACGGCAGAAAUUAAAAGAGUAAUAGUCUGACUCAGUUUUUGAUUAAAAAAAAAAAAAAAAGUCUUCUGUAUUCAUAACUCAAACCGAUUUUUGGGCGAUAAAAUUGCAAUGGCAUAGUUGUUUUCUUGAUGUGCA